AUGAUUUACAACCAGAACGAUACCAAGUGGGAGCCUCAGGGUCCUGGCAAAGGCCUCAGCCAUGUCACCCUCUAUCUCAAUCACGGCUCGGGCGCCUAUCGCAUCGUCGGACGCAACGCGCAUGUUCGUUUGGGUCCCCGCCUCUCCCUGUGCACCCUGUCACCACCCGAGCCCCCUAUCUCAAGUCUCACUCACCCGUUGCAUCUGGCGCGGCAAAUACUUUGGCGUGAUAAUCGCCAGAUUGUGCACGGAUUGAAUUUUCGCACCGAAGAAGCCGCAACCUCCUUUGCCGAGGAGGUCGACAAAGCCGUCAAGGUUCAGAGCGUGCCUGCAGCAGCCCCUCCUUCGGCCGCUCCUGCGUCCACUCCCUCAACCACGGAAGGCAGAGCCGCCGGCAGCCGCGCCUCCUUCGGGACCCCCACCUGCGGUGGCGCCACCAUCCGCACCACCGCCAUCCGCAGCCCCAACUGCCGCGCCCCCGAGUACAGCACCACCAAGUGCAGCGCCCCCAAGUGCAGCGCCCCCAAGUGCAGCGCCCCCAAGUGCAGCGCCCCCAAGUGCAGCGCCCCCAAGUGCAGCGCCCCCAAGUGCAGCACCACCAAGUGCAGCACCCCCGAGUGCCCCACCUGCGAGCGCUGCUCCCCCUCCUCUCCCAAGUCAAAGCCUCCCUCCGUUUCUGAUUCGACCGACUUGCAGACCAAGGAGGAGGCGCCUGCCCCAAAGCCCAAGACAAAGACGGGCUCGCGAGCUUCAUUAACGAGCGAGAGCGACUCAACCCCCAUUACACGAGAAGAUCUCAAUCGAUUCAAGAUGGAGAUGCUGGCUGAAGUGCGCGCACAAUUUGACAAGAUGAAAUCGGACAUCCUUCGCGCCCUGCACGUGGAGAUGACGCGCAAUGCGGCCACCGAUGCCUAA
This is a messenger RNA of Monosiga brevicollis MX1, 915 nucleotides long. RefSeq lists its product as uncharacterized. The transcript is spliced from 9 exons. NCBI's taxonomy places the organism in Eukaryota, Choanoflagellata, Craspedida, Salpingoecidae. The coding region runs from base 1 to 915 and encodes 304 amino acids. The record is from RefSeq and is a predicted model, not a curated record.